This is a messenger RNA of Patiria miniata (bat star), 2068 nucleotides long. Its product is annotated as potassium/sodium hyperpolarization-activated cyclic nucleotide-gated channel 3-like. Gene Ontology annotation, biological process: monoatomic ion transport; transmembrane transport. Gene Ontology annotation, molecular function: monoatomic ion channel activity. NCBI's taxonomy places the organism in Eukaryota, Metazoa, Echinodermata, Asteroidea, Valvatida, Asterinidae. Gene Ontology annotation, cellular component: membrane. Bases 287 to 2068 code for a protein of 593 amino acids. The transcript has 11 exons. The record is from RefSeq and is a predicted model, not a curated record.
GCAACGGAAGGCUUUCGCAAGUCAAUUGGAGGUCCUACAGCUCUAUGGUUGGGAAUACAGUGCAUCUUCUCUGUCAUUUGAAAAUGGGGACAGGAUGACUCCGGUCGUGGAAGUUAUCAAAGGAGGCGGACUGGCCCUUUGCCAGAAUUUCUAGACAGUACAGUCCACAAACUCGCAGCAUCACCGCCAUCUGCAAUGCAGCACCUGUGACUGUGGACCCACGAUUCUGAUUGGUGGUGCAGGCUUGAAAAUUGUGGGAAAGGCAGGCCGGCGAUAGAUCAGAUACAUGUCUUUGACGGGCCGCCCCUGGAUCGUGAUCAACAAGGUCUCGCCCCUUGAUCCACGUCCGGAGGAAAGAGUCGGUCAUGCCGGUGGCCGUGGCAAAUCGGAUCGUCACGUGCUGGAGGUCGAUGGGGACGUUCAAGCGGACCGGGCCAGGAGCGAGUUGGACGUGCUCCAGUCCCUGACCUCCCUUCCCGCCACGGCCACCGCACCCAGGCCUCGCCGCUCGUCCGUGUCUGCAACCCUCGGCGCGGCCUUCACCAGGGAAAACUUCUUUCAUGCCGCAGAGAAGGACUUCGUCAAGAAGAUCUAUCGCAGCGAGAAAGCGCUGAAGGAGGAGCAGCAGCGGCAGCAGGAUAUCAAGAGCUUCGUCAUUCACCCGUUCAGCAACUUCAGAUGGUAUUGGGAUUUGUUCAUGGUCCUGCUGAUGGCGAUCACUUUGGUCAUUCUCCCCAUCAACAUCGCCUUCUUCAGUGAGGAUUUCUCCCUGCAGUGGAGCAUUACUAACUGCGUCACGGAUAGCUUCUUCAUGGCAGACAUCGUGCUCAACUUCUUCACCGGUAUUGUUCAUCAUCAAAACGAGGAGGUCAUAUUGGACCGUCGAACGAUCGCUUGUAAGUAUCUCCGCGGCUGGUUCUUGAUCGAUCUACCAUCCUCCUUCCCCAUGGAUUACUUCUACCUGCUCUUCCGCGGUGACUCCGACUACGACCAAACUGCGCUGAAACUUCGGGCAAUCAGAUUGGCCAAAAUCUUGAGUGUCUUGCGACUGCUCCGUCUUACCCGUCUGCUGCGCUACGUCCACCGUCUUGAAGAGAUUUUGAAUGUGGAGGGCGCCUUAAUUCGCAUUACCAACCUCGUUCUCCUGGUGCUCGUGAUCAUCCAUUGGAACGGCUGCAUGCAGUUUCUGGUUCCGUUCUUCCAGGGGUUCCCAAGGGACAGCUGGGUCGUCAUCAGCGGGCUCGAGAAUGCCAGCAAGUGGGAGCAGUAUUCAUGGUCCUUCUUCAAGGCUAUCUGCCACAUGUUGAGCAUUGGCUUCGGGCAGCAUCCCCCUCAUAACCUGACGGAGAUGUGGUGCGCCACACUCAGCAUGAUGAUAGGCGCCACCUUCUACGCGCUCUUUAUUGGUAACAUGUCCACGCUGCUGCUCUCCAUCGACGCAUCCGGGCGCAUUUACAACGAAAAGAUAUGCCAAGUGAAGGAAUACAUGCGCUACCGCAAGAUACCAGCCAGCACACAGAAGCGUGUAUUAAUGUACUACGAGCACCGCUACCAGCGAAAAUACUUUGACGAGGACGCCAUUUUGCGACAACAGUCAGCACCAUUGAGGAGGGAGAUUGUGCAGCACCACCUGCGCUCACUGGUCAAGAAAGCGGAAUUCCUCAGCAAAGGCAGCCCCAGCUUCGUCAUUGACAUCAUCGAGAAGCUCCACUUCGAGGUAUAUUUAGCCGGUGACGUCAUCAUCACGGCCGGCAGCCGCGGCGAUGCCAUGUACUUCAUCGAGCAUGGCAUGGUGGAGAUAUGCGUGAACAACCGGGUGGUUGGUACCCUGCAGGACGGGGACCACUUUGGAGAGAUUUCAUUGCUAAUUGAUGAACGUCGGGUUGCAUCUGUCUUAGCUGCAUCGACCUGCGACCUCUACAGACUGGCCAAAGAUGAUUUCGAGGAAGUUUUGGAGGAGAAUCCGGAAAUGCGCGCCAUUAUGGCCGAGGUUGCUAAGGAGAGACUGCGCAAAAUCGGAACCCCCUCAAAGGAUGAAGAGGACAAAGAGAUAGCGUUAGACAGGUGA